Vanrija pseudolonga is the source of this 1571-nucleotide messenger RNA. RefSeq names its product putative kynurenine--oxoglutarate transaminase BNA3 (gene BNA3). The record is from RefSeq and is a predicted model, not a curated record. Gene Ontology annotation, cellular component: cytoplasm; mitochondrion. The coding region runs from base 10 to 1452 and encodes 480 amino acids. NCBI's taxonomy places the organism in Eukaryota, Fungi, Basidiomycota, Tremellomycetes, Trichosporonales, Trichosporonaceae. Gene Ontology annotation, molecular function: L-kynurenine:2-oxoglutarate transaminase activity; pyridoxal phosphate binding. The transcript is spliced from 3 exons. Gene Ontology annotation, biological process: biosynthetic process.
CACCAAUUUAUGCUCCCCCGCUCCUCCCUCGGACCCCGCCUCCGCUCUGCCCUCGCCGCCGCGCCGCGCCACGCCGUCGUCGCCCCCGCCGCUGCUACUCGUCUACCUAUUUUCACCCGCUCCACCGCUCGCACCUUCCACACCACCUCCACCAUGGCUACCUCCAAGGACGCCGUCAUCCCCCAGGCCGACCGCAUGUUCGAGGGCGGAACCCACAAGCUCGAUGUGUGGUCCAUCUUCACCCCCGCCAACGUCCCCCCCGAUGCCAUCAACCUCGGCCAGGGCUUCAUGAACUGGGCGCCGGCCGAGUGGAUCCGCAAGCAGGCCCACGAUGCCAUGGACAACGACGUGAUGGCCAACCACUACGCUCACCCCCGUGGCCGUCCCCGCCUCCUCAAGGCCAUCAGCAAGCACUACUCGCCCACUUUCGAGAACCUCGCCAAGGAGGGCCGCGAGCUCAAGGCUGAGGAGAUUGUCGUGACCGCCGGUGCCAACGGAGGCACCUACGCCGCCCUCCUCGCCCACCUGCAGCCCGGAGACGAGGUCAUCUGCAUCGAGCCCUUCUUCGACCAGUACUACGCCUCGAUCGUCUUCAACGGCGGCAAGCCCGUCUUUGUUCCGCUCCAUCCGCCCAAGGAGGGCUCGGGCAACUCGACCGGCAACGACUGGACGAUCGACUUUGACGAGUACCGUGCGGCCUUCACGCCCAAGACCAAGGCUGUCAUCAUCAACACGCCGCACAACCCCGUCGGCAAGGUCUUCUCGCGGGACGAGCUGCUCAAGUUUGCCGAGAUCUGUAUCGAGAAGGACGUUCUCGUCAUCGCCGACGAGGUCUACGACUGCAUGGUGUACGACGACAAGGAGCACGUCCGUAUCGGUGGUCUCCCCGGCAUGUGGGAGCGCACUCUGACUGUCGGCUCGGCUGGCAAGUCGUUCGCCGCGACCGGCUGGCGUGUGGGAUGGCUCAUUGGCCCUCCCGCGCUCACUGCCGCCACGCUCGCCGCGCACUCGCGUGUUGUGUUCUGCACCAGCGCGCCCAUGCAGGAGGCGGUCGCCAUCGGCCUCGAGGGCGCCGAGGAGCACAAGUUCUUCGAGACCCAGCUCCAGGAGUACGAGGAGCGCCGCGACGUCCUCCUGUCCUACUUUGACAAGCUCGGCCUCCCCUACACCCGCCCGGACGGCUCGUACUUUGUCCUCGUCGACAUGUCCAAGGUCAAGGUGCCCGAUGACUUUGAGGUCCCCGCGACGUGCCAGGGCCGCGGCAAGGACUUCAAGCUCUGCUGGUGGCUCGCCCAGGAGAUCAAGGUCGUCGGUAUCCCCCCCUCCGAGUUCUACUCCAAGGAGCACGAGCACAUUGGCGAGCGCUUUGCCCGCUUCGCCUUCUGCAAGGACACGGAGCUCCUCCACCGCGCCGGCGAGCGCCUCCUCCGCCUCAAGGAGUUCAUCCACUAAUUCGUUUUCGUCCAGAGACGAAAUCACGCAAAAUGGGAAAGGAGGCGGCAGUCACCGGGAUCUUGGACCAUCACGCCGGCUAGCUAUAGUAGUCGAGUCAUGCAUGUACCUAGAGCACA